Messenger RNA from Cariama cristata (Red-legged seriema), 546 nucleotides. RefSeq names its product chromosome unknown open reading frame, human C7orf57. Lineage: Eukaryota; Metazoa; Chordata; Aves; Cariamiformes; Cariamidae. The record is from RefSeq and is a predicted model, not a curated record.
AUGAAGUCCUCUCCAGCACCAUAUACUGUGCCUGACUGGUACUUGUGCUGCUCCAGACCCCCAGUGACCCAUAAGCCACAGAGCUAUGUUUCCUCUCUACCAGAUUAUAUGAUUCACAGAGAGUUUAAGGCUGAUGACUACCAUAGUAAUAGCUAUGAGACAAGAAGAGGACCUUCCAAUUUUGAUAUGAAAAGUGUUUGGCAGCAGGAUGCUGAGGACAAAGAAAAUGCAGACAAAAAGAAGGUAAAGCUCCCAGCUAUAAACCCUAAAUAUCCAAGCAGAAUUCUGAAUGUUUCUACAAACAAGGAAUUUAGUGGGAAAAAUAAGCUUUCCUUCCCACCUAUGCCUGCUCAGAGAAAAAGCAAAGCAGUAAACUUUAGCAAAUUAAUUAGCAAUGGCUAUGGGAUUGGUUUAGCAGUGUACUGGAUGGGGAUUAAAGAAACAUCAGAAAACAGUAAGCAGUGCAAAGAUUCAGAGCCAUCACAGUCUGAAUCAGCACCUGCAAGCAAUGAGUCAAAGCCACGAUUUCAGGGAUGUAAUAAGUAA